CCACCGGGUUGGUCCCAGGCCAGAGAAGUGGUUUUCCCGGGCCGCGUGGGUGGGGGUGUCGGUCCUGCCACCUCCCGCCGCGAUGUUGCCGGGACUCAAGUGCCGCCUGUGCCCACUUAUUCGGUGCCCGCGGGCGGGCGCCGCUGCUGCCUUCAGCCGGGCCUACCACGGGGACCAGGUGGCCACCAUCGGCUCACGGCCGGACGCCGCCUCCUUGGUGUAUCAGGAAAACUAUGAACGAAUGAAAGCAUUAGUAAAAGAACUCCAGCAGCAAUCUGAAAAAAUCAAGUUAGGUGGCGGAGAGAAGGCACGGAACCUUCAUACAUCAAGAGGAAAGUUGUUACCUAGAGAAAGAAUUGACAGACUUAUAGAUCCUGGGUCUCCAUUCCUGGAAUUUUCACAGUUUGCAGGCUACCAGCUGUAUGGCAAUGAAGAAGUGCCAGCAGGAGGCAUCAUUACAGGCAUUGGACGGGUGUCAGGAGUAGAGUGUCUGAUUAUUGCCAAUGAUGCAACUGUCAAAGGUGGAACAUAUUACCCGAUCACUGUAAAGAAACAUCUACGUGCUCAAGAAAUUGCCAUGCAAAAUUAUCUCCCUUGUAUUUACUUAGUUGACUCCGGAGGUGCAAACUUACCUUACCAGUCAGAAGUGUUUCCCGAUCGUGAUCAUUUUGGUAGAAGUUUCUAUAACCAAGCAAUCAUGUCUUCACAAGGAAUUCCACAGAUAGCAAUAGUUAUGGGUUCAUGUACUGCAGGAGGAGCCUAUGUCCCUGCGAUGGCUGAUGAAAGCAUAAUAGUUGGCAAGCAAGGAACAAUUUUCUUGGGAGGACCACCCUUGGUUAAAGCAGCAACUGGGGAGGACGUAUCUGCAGAGGAUCUUGGUGGUGCCGAUCUUCACUGCAGACAAUCUGGUGUAACUGACCAUUAUGCCUUGGAUGAUAACCAUGCACUCCAUGUAGCUAGGAAAGUGGUGAGAAGCUUGAAUUACCAAAAGAAAAUUGAUGUGACAGUAGAACCUCCACAAGAACCUUUGUUCCCUCCUGAUGAAAUCUAUGGGAUAGUUGGAGAUCAACUUAAAAGAAAUUUUGAUGUCAGAGAGGUCAUUGCUAGAAUUGUUGAUGGAAGUAAACUUGAUGAAUUCAAAGCCUUAUAUGGUGAUACAUUGAUAACAGGAUUUGCUCGAAUAUUUGGUUACCCAGUAGGAAUAAUUGGAAACAAUGGUGUUCUUUUUUCAGAAUCAGCGAAGAAGGGCACCCAUUUUAUUCAGCUUUGUUGUCAGAGAAAUAUCCCCAUUGUGUUUUUGCAAAAUAUCACAGGAUUCAUGGUUGGUAAAGAUUAUGAGGCUGGUGGAAUAGCAAAGGAUGGAGCCAAGAUGGUGACUGCGGUAGCAUGUGCCAAUGUGCCCAAAAUUACAGUUAUUAUUGGAGGUUCCUACGGCGCUGGAAAUUAUGGGAUGUGUGGAAGAGCAUAUAGUCCAAGAUUUCUUUAUAUGUGGCCAAAUGCUCGGAUCUCAGUGAUGGGAGGAGAACAAGCUGCCACAGUUUUAGCUACAGUAGCCAAGGACCGGAAAGCAAGGGAAGGGAAGCAGCUAUCUGAAGAAGAGGAGAAAGCUCUGAAGGAGCCAAUCAUCCGGAGAUUUGAAGAGGAAGGUAAUCCUUACUUUUCCAGUGCAAGGCUGUGGGAUGAUGGAAUAAUUGACCCAGCUGACACAAGAUUAGUUUUGGGUCUCAGCCUAAGUGCCGCACUCAAUGCACCUACAAAGAAGACAGAAUUUGGUGUAUUCAGAAUGUGAUUUUAAAGAUUUGAUAAUGGUGCCUUUGGAUAUGAUUUCUGAUUAAUAAAAUCAAAUGAGUUAAAUGUGUCAAA
Messenger RNA from Pogona vitticeps (central bearded dragon), 1863 nucleotides. Lineage: Eukaryota; Metazoa; Chordata; Lepidosauria; Squamata; Agamidae. The record is from RefSeq and is a predicted model, not a curated record.